AUGGAGCGAAAAGAAGAUGAUGAAACUGCUACUUCCAGAGGGAAGAAAGAGGACGCGGUGGUUGAUACUGAGGAAUACCCACUAGCCUGGGAGGUAUGGACCGUUGAUUUGUACGGUGAAGAGUACCACCGCUGCACCAAUAUUGUCGCGGAGAGUCCGGUUGCGCCCAGCCCUCACACCGAUGGUCAUGGGUCUGAUGCGGAGAAUAAGCAUGUCUCGGCUUGUCCAGGCAAGACCAGUCCCUGA
Messenger RNA from Fusarium verticillioides 7600, 246 nucleotides. RefSeq lists its product as hypothetical. NCBI's taxonomy places the organism in Eukaryota, Fungi, Ascomycota, Sordariomycetes, Hypocreales, Nectriaceae. The transcript has 2 exons. The record is from RefSeq and is a predicted model, not a curated record. The coding region runs from base 1 to 246 and encodes 81 amino acids.